AUGACUCUGUAGCUUAUUCACAUUCCUUUUGUUAGCAGAAAAAUACAAAAAGCAAAAAAAGUAAGAUAAAAAAUAAAUAUAAACAGAAUUGAGGUAAGAAGACAGAUUGGUUUACUAGAUAUUUGGCAUUAUUGGUCUAUAUUGGCUGUUUGAUUCAUUGAAAAAUGGAAACUUUUUUCUGGGUUUGGUAGGAGUUUUUUUUUCCAAAGUUUAGGGAUUUACGAAGAUUAGAAAACUUGAUAUUGGGGAGACUAGUUGACAUUUGACAUAGAGUUUUACAGUUUUAGAGAGAGAGAAAGGGAGUUUUAUUAGAGAGAGAAAGACAAAGUUUUGGUGAGAGAGAAAAUGGGUUCUUAUGGAAAACUGGCAAGAAGGGCUUUGGAGACUGAAUCACCAGUUAUGGUUCAGAUACAAGAAUUAUACAGGGCUACCAAAGAUGCAGUGUCCUUGGCUCAGGGUGUCGUAUAUUGGCAGCCACCGAAACAAGCAUUGAACAAGGUUAAGGAGCUUGUAUGUGAGCCUAGCAUUAGUCGGUAUGGUGCUGAUGAAGGCAUCCCUGAGCUUAGAGACGCCCUGAUGAAAAAGUUGCAGACAGAGAAUCAGCUGAACAAAUCAAAGAUUAUGGUUACUGCUGGUGCAAACCAGGCAUUUGUGAAUCUUGUCCUUGCACUAUGUGAUGCUGGGGAUUCUGUGGUCAUGUUUGCACCAUAUUACUUCAAUGCAUACAUGUCCUUUCAAAUGACUGGCGUUAGCAACAUACUAGUUGGUCCUGGUGAUCCAAAAACUCUAUAUCCAGAUGCAGACUGGUUAGAGCAGACUCUCAAGACAAACCCUCCACCAAAGGUGGUCACAGUUGUGAAUCCUGGAAACCCAUCAGGGACCUAUGUACCGGAACCUCUCCUCAAGAGAAUUUCCGAUCUUUGUAGAGAAGCUGGUUCUUGGCUCAUUGUAGAUAAUACCUAUGAGUAUUUUAUGUAUGAUGGCCGAAAGCACUCAUGUGUAGAAGGAGAUCAUAUAGUCAACCUUUUUUCUUUCUCAAAAGCCUUUGGAAUGAUGGGAUGGCGUGUUGGAUAUAUAGCAUACCCAGCUGGAGUAGACGGGUUCCUAGAUCAGUUGCUGAAGGUGCAAGAUAACGUCCCAAUCUGUGCAUCCAUAAUUUCUCAACACCUGGCACUUUACUCGAUGGAGGUAGGAACAGAUUGGGUAAAGGACCAAGUCAAGGACCUAGUCAAGAAUAGAGACCUUAUAAAGGAGGCACUUUCUCUCUUGGGUGAGGGUGCUGUUAAAGGUGGAGAAGGCGCUAUCUAUCUAUGGGUGAAGCUUCCUGACCAGUUCCAAGAUGACUUUGCAACGGUUCGUUGGCUUGCUCGCAGGCAUAAGGUGGUGUUGAUCCCAGGAAGCGCGUGUGGAUGUCCUGGACACUUUAGGAUAUCCUUUGGUGGUAUGCCUGAAGCUGAAACUGCUAUUGCUGCAGAGAGGCUCAGAAAAGGCUUGGAGGAGCUGUUGAAAGAUGGAAUGGUGGAGGAAUGAUUGAAGCUUCUUUUUAUUUGUCAUUUAAAACAUUGAUUGAAAAAAAAGGCAAGUUGUUGCUAUAAAUGUAAUGACUUGUAUAGAAUGACCAAAAGUUCCCUCCACAGAGAACAAAGAAAUUGGGAAAAUUAUUUGCAAACUACCAUAAGAUUAGAAAACUUAAAAAAUAACGAUAUAAGGUGAUCUACCAUUUUCUCACAACAAUAUUUUUAAUGACAAAUGAGUAAAAGAAUUUUAGUUGGGAGUUGUA
Chenopodium quinoa (quinoa) is the source of this 1780-nucleotide messenger RNA. RefSeq names its product aromatic aminotransferase ISS1-like. The transcript is spliced from 9 exons. The record is from RefSeq and is a predicted model, not a curated record. Gene Ontology annotation, biological process: biosynthetic process. The coding region runs from base 346 to 1530 and encodes 394 amino acids. Gene Ontology annotation, molecular function: catalytic activity; pyridoxal phosphate binding. Lineage: Eukaryota; Viridiplantae; Streptophyta; Magnoliopsida; Caryophyllales; Amaranthaceae.